AUGUCGAAACUCAUCGUUGUCAUCGGCAUCACAGGCAACCAAGGCGGCUCCGUGGCGCAAAGGUUUCUAAAAGACUCGAAUUACCGUGUCAGAGGUUUGACCCGCAACCCUGAUGCCCCCAAAGCAAAAGAGUUCGCCGCGCAAGGCGUGGAAAUCAUACGGGCUGAUCUGGACGAUGUUGAAAGUCUCAAGAAAGCAUUUGACGGCGCCAACGUAAUAUUCACCGUCACGAAUUACUGGGAACCGUUCUUUCGACCCGACUGUCGGCAAGAAGCAAGAGAACAGGGCAUCUCCUGUAGAAGGCAUGCAUACGAUGUCGAGUAUCGACAUGGCAAAAACAUGGCCGACGCCGCUGCCACGGUGGUCGAUUCAUUAGAGCCCAAUGGUUUUCUUGUCUCCACGUUAAGUCAUGCCGGCAAAUGCAGUAAAGGCACCUUCAAAGAGUUGUACCAUUUUGAUGCUAAGGCCGAUAUCUUCCCGGAUUAUGUCGACGACAACCACCCCGAUUUGGCGGCGAAGAUGUCGUGCAUUCAGACCGGAUGUUUUUUCACUAGCUACCGACUUCUUCCUGAAUCGUAUCUUAAAAAGUUAUCGGACGGUAGCUUCCAAAUGAGUCUCACCACAAAUCCUGAGAAGCCAGUACCGCACCUUGACGUCAACGCUGACACGGGUAAUUUCGUCUAUGCUGUAUCGCAACGAUCACCUGGCGGUCACUACAUGGCCGAGGGGACCACUUGCAGCUGGUCGGACUGGAUCCGAACCUGGGCAGAGAUCAUGAACCAGAAAGGCUCAUACAAGCAGGCCACGGUGCAGCAAAUGAUAGACGCCACGCCCGACAAGGAGUUUGGUAGAGAGGUUGCUGACAUGUUUCUCUAUUGCUCCGAACCCGGAUACGAUGGAGGCAUGGAAUUGAUAACGGCGGCGGAUAUGAGGAAGGAAGGUAUUGAUUGUCCCAUGACGAGUCUAGAGGACUUUGUCCGCAGGACGGAUUGGACCAGUAUUCUCUCACAAUAA
Rhinocladiella mackenziei CBS 650.93 is the source of this 1014-nucleotide messenger RNA. RefSeq lists its product as uncharacterized. The transcript has 3 exons. The coding region runs from base 1 to 1014 and encodes 337 amino acids. The record is from RefSeq and is a predicted model, not a curated record. NCBI's taxonomy places the organism in Eukaryota, Fungi, Ascomycota, Eurotiomycetes, Chaetothyriales, Herpotrichiellaceae.